AUGAAGAUGCUGGAGUCGUGUGCUCAAGAUGCAGAGGUGGUGUGUCGACAGCUUGGAUGUGGUAAAGCAGUCAGCGCUCCUCAUAAUGCCCGCUUUGGUCAAGGAAGUGAACCAACCUGGCUGGAUGAUGUUCGCUGUACUGGAACUGAGAGCUACAUAGAUCAGUGCUCACACAGAGGAUUUGGAGUAGAGAACUGUGGACAUGGUGAUGAUGCUGGAGUCGUGUGCUCAAAUGAAUCACAUCAGGGCCAGUACACCUGUGACUACACAUACAGGGAAAGUAACUCUAGAUCAUCCAGGAGCAGCUCCAUUACCAUCACUGUGGUUGACCUCCAACAGCCCAAUAUCUCCUUCAGUGAUGCUGAUAAACCAGAAGUAACAAGAGGUUACAGCUUCUCCAUCAACUGCUCCACUGAACCUCAGUAUCCAGGAGGUUCCUUCCACUUGGAUUUCAAAGAAUCCAACAUCACCAGGACUCAGUCAGCUGUUAACCACUCAGCUGUCUUCCUUUUUCCUGAGGCAGAUUUUGUUCAUCAAGGAAACUACAGCUGUACUUAUGAAGUUAACGUGUCUUCACGCACCUUUACCUCCACUGCUACUGAGCCCCUGUUCAUCACUGUGAAACCAUAUCUGACUCCCUACAUUGGUGCUGGAGGAACAGCAGGACUGCUUAUUAUCUUAUUUCUAAUCAUUUGCUUUUUGAAGACACAGAAAAGACGGAACCCUCAAGGAGUUAGGAAGAGUAAUGCACAAGGUGACAGAAACAUACAUCAGAGUCCACAAGGAGAGAAUGACACAGAUGAUGAAGCUGAUUAUGAAAACCAAGAAACUAUUUUCCAACAGAAGAAUUUAGAGGACUUGGAUGAUGUCUACGGUAAUGAUGCUGAUGAACAAAGAAGGGCCGUGGAAAAUGACUAUGAGGGUGAUGAGGACGUUUAUGCAAAUUGUGUAGAGUAGUUUGGAGAACAAAUCUUUUCAAAAUCUUUUGUCUCUUACCACUGAUUACUGUAUUAUUAAACAUUAAAAGGCAUCAAAAAUAAAAUAGUCAGUGUAUAGUAUGUAAACUAAUAACAAAUGUAAAAAAUACAAAAUAACUGUAGUCUCCUGGAAUUUAGUGUCUGUUUUUAUCAAUCCUAAACCCCUGAAACAGACCUGCAAAGUUUGUGUAUAUUUUUAAAAUGCAAUUUAUUUUUACUUGUAAUUUACGAAGCUAAUUUAUUAUUACAGAAGUGAAGGAGGCAUAAGAGUGGAUCUAAUUCUAUCACUAUAAAUAAAAGAAAGGUUUAGUCUGUACAUUUAUGAGAACUCACUCUUUUUAUUGUAUCCUUACGUUACAUUGGUGACCCUGAAAAAAAUCUGUCUGCCUGUCUGUCUAUAUGAUAUAAGGGUGAAUCCAGACAGCUAAAUGUCUUGUAUAUAUGAUUAACCAUAACAUGGUGACCACCUGCCUAAUAUUGAGUGGAUUCCCCUUCUCCACCAAAACAUUAAUGCACCGUGAGUUCUGACACCUCUCUAUAAGAACCAGCAUGAACCUUUCCAACACUUUAUACUACAGCAGUUCUUCUUUUGGAUCCGACUACACGGGCCAGCCUUCUCUCCCCUUAUGUGUCAGUGAGCUUUGGCUGCCUAUGAGCCUGCCGCCAUCUACUGGCUCUUCUUCCUUGGAACAUUUUUGUAGGUACAGACAAAAAGAGGAGCAUCCCAUAAGAGCUGCACUUUUGGAGUUCUUUUGGCCAAGUCAACUAGCCAUCACAAUUUGGCCCUUGUCAAAGUUGCUUGAAUCCUUACACCUACUCAAUAUUAGGUGGCUGGUCAUGAUGUUAUGGCUGAUUGGUGUAUGUUAUAAGUUAUUGUUUUGCAUGAACAUAAAGUACAAACAUACUAUAUACAUUUGCCCUAAAAAAGUUCUUAAACAUUUGCAUUUGCAUGUUUUUGUGAUUUUUUUUUGUUCUUAAAGAAGAUAUAGCCCAGCUGUCAUCAAUGUGUGAUUUUAAUUAUCUACAAAUAA
Molecule: messenger RNA, 2008 nt
Organism: Clarias gariepinus (North African catfish)
Lineage: Eukaryota; Metazoa; Chordata; Actinopteri; Siluriformes; Clariidae
Product: galectin-3-binding protein B-like
Exons: 6
Coding region: 1-957 (318 amino acids)
Cellular component (GO): membrane
Source: RefSeq, a predicted model, not a curated record